AUGAACUCGACAACUGGCCAAGGACAACCAUCAUGCAGGAGCGGCGAGGAGUCAGCGGAGCCCAUUGCUGUCAUUGGUAUGGCAAUGCGGCUACCAGGCGGUGUUCGAUGUGGUGAUGAGUUUUGGGAAAUGCUCGUGAACAAGCGAGAUGGUUUUUGCGAGGCGCCUCCCUCGCGCUGCACUAGAGAGGCAUCGAGUAGCUCUGAUUGCGGAAAUUUGGGCGAAGCGAGGAAAGGCUUCUUUCUGCAAGAGGACCCAGCUUAUUUUGAUACUGCUUUCUUCGCCACUCCUCCCCACGAGGCGGCACGCCUAGACCCCCAGCAGCGACUCUUGCUAGAAGUGGUCUGGGAAUGUCUUGAGAACUCCGGGGAAACGAAGUGGCGCGGUAAAAAGAUUGGUUGCUUCGUUGGUGUCUUUGGAGAGGAUUGGCUGGAGAUGUCGCAUAAAGACCCGCAGCAUCUUAACCAGGUUUAUCCCAUUGGCACCGGUGGGUUUGCUCUAGCAAACCAAGUGUCGUAUCGGUUUGAUCUCAUGGGCCCGAGUAUGACCCUUCAAACAGCUUGCUCUUCGUCUCUGGUGUGCCUGCACGAGGCCUGUCAAGCACUUCGAUCUGGAGAGUGCUCGACAGCCCUGGUGGGCGGAACAAGCCUUAUAUGGAGCCCAACCAUGACAGAUGCCAUGACAAAAAACAUGGUCCUGUCACCGAGUGGUAUCUCUCAUACCUUUGAUGCCGAGGCAGAUGGUUAUGGUCGGGGCGAAGGGAUCAACUGCCUAUAUCUCAAACCGUUGGGAGAUGCUCUUCGAGAUAAUGACCCUGUCCGCGCUGUCAUCCGCUCGACAGUCACAAAUCAUGACGGCAAGACGCCAAACUUUUCUCAGCCAUGUCCUACAUCUCAAGAAAGGCUGAUUCGACAAGCAUAUCAAUUUGCGGGGAUUGACGCUAUCCACGACACACCUGUUUUUGAGUGUCAUGGGACUGGGACAGCCGUCGGAGAUGUGAUUGAAGCAACAGUUGUUGCAAAGAUGACACAGAAAGAAGAGACAUACAUCACUGCGGUCAAACCAAAUGUUGGUCACUCGGAGGGGGCCUCAGGGAUCACCAGCAUCAUCAAAUCCAUCUUGGCACUUGAACACAAGACCAUCCCACCCAACAUCCACUUCAAGACCCCCAACCCCAGUAUUCCAUUCACAGAAGGGAACCUGCAUGUUCCCAUAGAGCCGACUCCAUGGCCUAUCAACAGGCCCGAAAGGAUCAGUGUCAACUCGUUCGGUAUUGGCGGAUCCAACGCCCAUGCCAUUCUAGAGUCCGCACCAAAAAUUAGUUCAACAUACCAUAUAAGAUCAUCAAGCACCUCCAAUCCCCAGCUUUUGGUUGUGUCUGCACAUACUGCAGAUGCCCUUCGCAAACGUAUAGGCCAGAUCACCAACUAUGCUAAGACUCAUCCAGACCGCCUACAUGACCUUGCACAUACUCUUGCUGUGCGAAGAUCGCAUUUUACCCACCGAGCUUUCGCGGUUCUGCAACCAAAUAGCUCCGUUUCAGAUGAUGCAGCAUUCUCAAGCUUCAACGUCACGGCCCCGAACAUCAUUUUUGUGUUUACGGGCCAGGGAGCCCAAUGGCCCGGGAUGGGCCAAUGGCUUCUGCGAUGCUUCCCACAAUUUAAACAGGAUAUUAAAGAAAUGGACGAAACUCUGCAGCAACUACCCGACAGCCCAAAUUGGCUAUUGCAUGAUGAAUUGAGCCAGGAGACUUCAGUCUCUCGGAUACAUGAAGCCGAAUUUUCUCAGCCGCUGUGUGUCGCGCUUCAGAUUGGUGUGGCCACUAUCCUCAGGGGCUGGGGUAUUGAGCCAUCCACAGUUGUCGGGCAUUCCAGCGGAGAAAUCGUCGCCGCAUAUGCCGCCCGGGCCAUCUCAAUGAAAACUGCCAUCAUUUUAGCAUAUUAUCGAGGGAAGGUCGCAAAGCCACUAGAGGGUUUAGGUGCUAUGGUGGCGGUCGGCCUCACUCCGGAUGAAGCGACGCCGUACCUGGCCCCUGGAGUGGUUAUUGCUUGCCACAACAGUCCACAUAGUGUCACCCUGUCAGGGAACAAGGACUCGAUUGACUGUGCAGUCAAAAACAUUAAAACAGCGAGUUCAGAUACACUCUGUCGACGCCUUCCAGUCAAAAUAGCCUAUCACUCGGACCACAUGAAAGAUAUUGGAUCCGAGUAUGAGAAAUGUAUCUCUAGUCAUAUUGAACAUCAUCAAGAUAUGCUCCCGUUCCUCUCUAGCGUCACCGGUCAGACAAUUACCGACCCUCGCCAACUGGAUGCAUCGUACUGGCGACAAAAUCUGGAAUCCCCAGUUCUGUUUACAGAGGCCAUUCAAAGUGUCCCUGCGAAUGGAACUCCCGUUUUCCUAGAGAUCGGGCCACACUCAGCUCUCGGUGCCCCUCUGCGACAAAUCUUCCGGACUUUGGCCGGGAGAUCGCCAGUCUAUAUCCCCACAUUGUUCAGAUACGACGAGGAUGUUCAGAGCCAGCUUCUAAGAACAGUCGGACAAACCUAUGCCUGCGGCGUAGCUCUCGACUGGCCAAGCAUAACGGAGCCAGCCAAGACGUUGACAGAUCUUCCUCCUUAUCCUUGGCAACAUGACCGAGCGUACUGGAGCGAGAGUCGAUUGAGCCGGGAAUGGAGGCAACGCAAAUUUCCGCAUCAUGAAAUCCUCGGUUCUCGAGUGGUUGACACAACCGACCAUCAACCUUAUUGGCGCAACUUAGUGACAUUGGACAACGUACCAUGGCUAUUGGAUCAUGUAAUUCAAGGAACCGUCACAUUCCCCGGUGCCGCAUUUGUCGCAAUGGCGGGCGAGGCGGUUCAACAGUUAUACCCAGACAACGAUAGUUAUUCCGUGCGGCACACGACGUUUUUGACGCCACUCCUGUUUCACGAGGGCGAUCAGAUCGAGAUAGUUACCAGCCUCAGUCCAAUAGAAGUCGCGGACAGGGUUUCAUCCGGUUGGUAUGGUUUCAAAAUCAUGGUUCAUGACGGAGAACGAUGGACGAUCCACUGUCAGGGUCAAGUAAGACCCGGGAUUGACCAUCCCCCAGAGGCCGUCCCAAUCUCCUCCUAUGAGCGGAAUGUGCCAUCUGAAGGGCUAUACCGUGUGCUCCAUAGGAGCGGGAUAGAGUAUGGUACUCAGUUCCAGGGGCUGGAGCGGGUUACAGCAGAUCCCACUGGGCCGAGAGCUACCGCGACUGUUUUGGGUAAUCGCGGGCUCCCUGGGAGCAGGUACUCCUUACAUCCAACUGCAAUAGAUCAAUGUCUUCAACUUAUGGGCGUUGCUUGCUCUCAGGGCUUAUUGCGCCAUCUCACAACUAUUUAUGUUCCGGCAGUGAUAGAUUCCUUGUUCGUCGGAUCAGGAGGCUCACCUAUGCUAGCGAGCGCCCGAACCACUAGCGGUGCACGCGAUGGGCAGAUGGGAGAAGCCAUCGCCAUGAUCGACGAUCGCGUCGUUCUAUCUCUUCAAGGAACCUAUCUUUUCGCCUUAGAAAAUGACCACAUAGAUUCCGGUGCUGGGACUGCGUCCUCGUUGAGCCAUCUUGAAUGGAUACCGGACAUUGAGCUUUUGCCCUUGGCAGCCCUCCUAUCAACGCCACAAGACUUCACUUCACAAGCCAUGAAUAUCAAAGCCGUGGGCCAACUGAGUGCGCUUUAUAUUCUGGAGACAGCUGACAAAAUUCGACACAUCGACUCAUCAUCAGCACACAUUGCAAAAUGGAAGAACUUUGUAUUGCAGGCUGCUCACAGUAUGAAAACAAGUGGACAACAGUCUAUAUAUCCUGAGUCGUCAAAAUGGGCAUUUAUGAGCUCCCAGGAGAGACAGGACCUUAUAGGGAAGGUUCUAAGCGAAACGAAGUUCACCUUCGACGCUCCAAUCGCGGACUGCAUGCAGGUUGUCUUCGAAAACUGCACCGCAUUCCUAUCCGGAGAAAGCAAUUCGCUCGAAGUCCUUAUGAAGGACAAUCUUUUGUAUCGAUUCCAUGCGGCACACACACAAUAUGCUGAUUGGAGGCCGUUUCUACCGUUACUAUGCCAUGCUAACCCAAGCCUACGAAUACUUGAGAUCGGUGCAGGUACUGGCUCUGCAACAGCCAUGGCCCUAAAGCUUCUCAAAUCCGCCAGUGGGGCACGUAUGUAUCACCAAUAUGUUUUCACUGAUAUCUCUUCGGGUUUCAUGACCGCGGCAAUGGAGGAAUUUUCCAAUGAGCAAUGCAUGGAAUACAAAGUCCUUGAUAUAACUCUAGAUCCACUCGAGCAAGGGUUUGAAGCUCAGAGCUUUGACUUGAUCAUCGCGUCAAAUGUUCUCCACACCACUCCCCGUUUACAAGUAACACUAUGUCAUGUGCAUCGUCUACUCAAGCCCACCGGGCGUUUCUUACUCCAUGAGAUUAGCCCAGAAAUCUUGGCUGCAGAUUUCACGAUGGGCGUAUUCAGCGGCUGGUGGCUUGGCGAGGAUAGUGAUCGAGCAGAGAAACCGUACAUCUCACCAGAGAGAUGGGAUCGCGAGCUGCGAGCUGCAGGGUUCACUGGCACGGAUGUGUCGGCUUAUGAUAACAAACCUCCGUACCAUGUAUCCGCGACCAUGUUGUCGCGACCGGUAGACCAGAUCUCCAUUCCUACUGAUAUCUGGUUACUCACUCGGGGUCCUACCCCAUGCCAGUGGGCGAGUGAUGUUGAGUCCUUGUUCCGCAGUCAAGGCUACAUCACUAACUGGACUACCUUACACCAAGCGCCACCUCAGGGCAAAUUCGUCCUCUCAUUGGUAGAUCUUGAACAACCUCCAAUAGGUGCUCUAUCCAAGGACGACUACGAGGUAUUUCAACGCUACAUAGAGCAAGCACAAGAAUGCCGGAUUCUCUGGAUCACGCAGUCAACUUCCCAUACCUGCUUGGAUCCUUCGUUUGCUUUCAUUCAUGGACUCGCACGUACCCUACGAGCAGAACUGCUACUUGAUAUCUCAGUCCUUGAGCUUCCUGCAUGGGACGCGGCGAGUGCAAAGGCAGUAAUACAGGUCUACGAGAAGAUACAAAGAUCCAGAGCGAACUCCCUUCCUGACCCAGAGUACGAAUUCGCACUUCACGAUGGAGAGAUAAAGGUCGGUCGGUAUCAUUGGACACCACUUAUCGAGCAACUCGCAAGUCCAUCUCGACCUGAAGCAUCUCGAAAGCUAACUCUCACAUCAUACGGCCUUCUGGAUACACUAUAUUGGGCUGAGAAAGAUCCGUGCUAUGAUCUGAGUGCUGGACAGGUUGAAGUUGAGAUGGACUACAUAGGGCUAAAUUUUAAAGACAUGAUGGUCGCAAUGGGCUUCUUUGGAAAUAAAGAAGAUCUUGGUCUUGAGGGCACUGGUAUCGUGCUUCAAGUUGGACAUGACGUGACGGACAUCACAAUCGGAGACCGUGUUGUGCUGAUGCAUUCUGGGGUACUGGCCUCGAACGUCGUGGUGCCUCGAGAAGCGUGUAUCAAGCUACCAGAGGGGUUGUCGAUGGCAGACGCUGCCACGAUGCUGACAGCCUAUGUCACUGUGCUCUAUUCCCUGAUUGAAAUCGGUGCUUUGAAGAAGGGCCAGGCAAGAUUGCAGUCUGUUCUCAUCCACUCCGCUUGUGGAGGUGUUGGACUAGCCGCUCUUCAAGUAUGCCGGGCUGUUGGUGCCGAGAUUUAUGCUACUGUCGGCAACGAUAAAAAGGUGGCGUAUUUGAUCGAGAAUUUUGGCUUACCGCGGGAACAUAUCUUCCACUCUCGCAACACCUCCUUCCAACCAGAUCUCAUGCGUGCGACAGCUGGAAGGGGGGUUGAUAUAGUGCUUAAUUCACUGUCAGGGAACCUAUUACACGCUUCUUGGGAAUGCGUUGCAAAGUUCGGACGGAUGGUUGAAUUGGGGAAACGUGACUUCAUCAGUCAUGGCAUGCUGAAUAUGAGCAUGUUCGAGGAUAAUCGAGCAUUUUUCGGUGUUGACCUCGCACAGGUUUGCAAGGAGACUCCAGAGAUCCUUACGAGCACCUUGGCAAUAUUUUCAGACUGGUGUCGUCAAGGCAAAAUUGCACCUAUCACACCUGUCAAAACAUUUGACGCGGUCGACGUUGUCAGCGCGUUCCGAUAUAUGCAAGCUGGCACCCACCUAGGCAAGAUAUUAGUUCAUAUGCCGCCCACCGUGGACAAGUUGCCAUCCCCAAUGGUAAAAGCACAUCCAUCGUUCCGAUCUGACGCUGCCUAUCUGCUCAUUGGUGGGCUCGGUGGCAUUGGACGGUCUGUCUCAACCUGGAUGGUCGAGCAGAAUGCGCGAGAGCUCAUCUUCCUCUCCCGAUCGGCUGGUAAGUCCGAAGAGGAUCAAGCAUUCAUCUCCGAACUUGAAGCGCAAGGCUGUCAUGUCAUUUGCGUGGCAGGUAAUGUCACCAAUAUCAAGGACGUGAGGGAGGCCGCUUCUGCAUGUACUAGGCGCCUGGCUGGUGUCCUUCAGAUGGCAGUUGAUUUGAAGGACCGUUUAUUCCUGCAGAUGAGCCACCAAGAAUGGGAGGAUGCACUGGCUCCAAAAGUAGCGGGAACCUGGAACCUGCAUCAUGUCACAUCACAACACACACUGGAUUUCUUCGUCGUUUUUGGCUCCGUUGCCGGGGUGUGUGGCAAUACUGGUCAAGCAAAUUAUGCCGCAGCAACCACAUUUUUGGAAGCAUUUACCCGAUAUCGACGGCAACUAGGCCUGCCUUCUUCUAUCUUGCACCUCGGAGUAGUUGGAGACGUGGGUGCUGCAAGUCGGAACACUCGCUUCCUUCAGAGAGUACAAUCAAUCGCGCUUCACGUACUUCAUGAAGCUGAAGUGAUUGACGGACUCGCUGCAGCAAUCAAAAUAUCAUCAGUCAGGUCUUCUAGUAUUACAGGGGCCAUUUCAAUGGGACUAUCGCACACCAGACGCCGUGCCGAUCUUCCAAAAACAAUUUUCCUUGGGUCGCGGGACGCCCGAUUUUCGAUUUAUCCCAACCUCGAGUCUGCCGAUGCGGGCAUUGGUGGAGAUCAAUCGUCUCAGGCAAAUGGGUUGAAGAUCCUUCUCGCUCAGAUCCAGGCAGAUCCCUCGCUGACGAGCAAGAGGGAGACCGAGAUCGCCUUGAUUGUAGAACUAGGGAAGUUCAUCAAUCAUAAUCUCACAGGACAGACGCAGGAGCAGGAACAGGAUUCGGGAGAUGAUACCGAAGCGAUUGCUGCCAUGGCGGUGGAUUCUCUCAUGGCCAUCGAGGUUAGAAAUUGGCUUCGAAGGUCGCUGGGCGUGGAAAUCCCUACGGUUGAAAUUAACCGGGCAGGGACACUGGGAGGCUUGGUGAAGGUGGUCUUGAAGGGACUGAGGGAGAAGUAUGACCAACGUGCUACCUAA
Messenger RNA from Penicillium paradoxum, 7404 nucleotides. RefSeq lists its product as uncharacterized. The record is from RefSeq and is a predicted model, not a curated record. The transcript has 13 exons. The coding region runs from base 1 to 7404 and encodes 2467 amino acids. Gene Ontology annotation, biological process: secondary metabolite biosynthetic process; fatty acid biosynthetic process. Lineage: Eukaryota; Fungi; Ascomycota; Eurotiomycetes; Eurotiales; Aspergillaceae. Gene Ontology annotation, molecular function: 3-oxoacyl-[acyl-carrier-protein] synthase activity; oxidoreductase activity; phosphopantetheine binding.